AUGACGGCUACGCUCACGGAUCCGCCUAUCCGUACCUCCCUUCUUCUGGCGCUUACAACACAAGGUGCCCUCCUGAACGAGUUAUUCGCCGCACUCCCAUCCUCGUCCUCGGACAUUCCUGCCCUCCACGCCAGUCUCGUCCAGAGUAGUGCACAGCUCGAUGCACUUGCGGCUGAUGCAGAGGAGCACCAGCGCGCAUGGGCGGCGCUUUUGGUGCAGAAGGCCGAGGUAGAGGGACUGGAGCGGCGCAUCCGCUCAUUACUGCGGGAGUUGGAGAGUGGACGGGUCGAGCUCGAGACGCUCGUCGACGAGGGGCGGCGUGUGAGCGAGAGCAUCGCGCUUAGCGAGAAUGAUCCUGUCGGAGUGCCAGUGCUGUUGGCACAUGCCCACGCUCUGGCGCGUACCACUUCCGCACCCGUCUCCAGUUUGCUCGCACCCGUCGAUCGCGCGCAGGCCACGCCGUGGCCAAACGAAACGCAGAUGCGUCAAGGUCUACUGUGGCAACUGGGCGGGAGCAUGAGCGGCAUGGGCGAUGUUGGUGUGAUCGGCGAAGACCGUGAGGAUGAGCAACUGGGCGAGCGCAUCGAGGUUGUACAUGAAGAGCAGACCCGGCGUUACAACGACCAAGCCGUCUUCAAACUUGACUUGAACUCUGACGACUCGGACGACGAGUAA
Molecule: messenger RNA, 675 nt
Organism: Cutaneotrichosporon oleaginosum
Lineage: Eukaryota; Fungi; Basidiomycota; Tremellomycetes; Trichosporonales; Trichosporonaceae
Biological process (GO): regulation of transcription by RNA polymerase II
Cellular component (GO): core mediator complex; mediator complex
Molecular function (GO): transcription coregulator activity
Source: RefSeq, a predicted model, not a curated record